Molecule: messenger RNA, 1314 nt
Organism: Epinephelus lanceolatus (giant grouper)
Lineage: Eukaryota; Metazoa; Chordata; Actinopteri; Perciformes; Serranidae
Source: RefSeq, a predicted model, not a curated record
GUCAACACAUACAGAGUUCAUUCACAUUCAUAGACUCACCCUCAGGAAAAUUAGAUUCCUGUAUGUCUUUAGACUGUGGGAGGCAACUGGAGCACCUGGAGGAACCCCACACAGACACAGGAAGAACCAAAGUAAGGCAACCACAAAGAGGAAACAGCACCAUCUUAUACAGUCUGAAAUGUGUGAAAUGUCUCACACGGCGUCCGUCUGCUGAGAGAGAAUGGACACAAAGUUAAUCCUCAUUUUUGUGCUUCAGUUUCAAGCAGGCAUCAGUGGAACAACCAACUAUCUCUACUACAGAGCUGGAGAUGAUGCCACUCUGCCCUGUGCCACUGCAUCACCCUCUGACACAACAUGCUCCACCUUUAUAUGGCUUAACAUCAGAAAUCACUUUCCGUUAUCUGCUGAGGUCUUGAAUGGAAAUGUUGUGAAGAGCUCAGCCCGAGCUGCCAGGCUGAGUGUGGACACUGGCUGCUCUUUGGUCAUUAACAACGUCACUGCUGAGGAUGUUGGUCACUACACCUGUCGGCAGGGGAGGAGCAUUGAUCAUGAUGCAUUUGUGUAUUUAAAUGUUCUGACAAUCUCUCCAUCUCCACCAGACGCUGAUCCAAAGAGGGACGGUGAAGUCACAUUACAGUGCUCUCUGUCGAGAUACAGAAGCCUCGGUCCUUGUCCACAGAACAGCGUCCGCUGGUUGGAUGAAACAGGAGCUGUGCUGAGUGGUGAAGGUGUCGGGUACAAGUUCCUCAGACAGACAGAAUGUGUCUCUGCUCUGACUGUGAAGCGUCAGAGUGGCAACAACAGGAAAUACACCUGCCAGUUUGUUGAUAACAACAAAGUCGAGAUAGAGGCUGACUACACACCUGACUUCACAGAAUCCACAGGCUGGUCUCCUCUGAGCUACGUCAUGUUGUCUCUGCGUAUUGCAGGACUGAUCCUGAUGAUCGUAAUCACCAUUCAUGUCAUCAGAAUCAAAUGGAACACAAAACCACUUGAUGAUGACGACAGUGAAAACAAUGAUGGCGACGUCCAGUAUGAAAAUGAUGGAGCACGUCCUGCUGCUGCUAGACUGCACUGAUCCACAACUUCCACACCAACUUCAGAUCAUCACAAAGUCACAUAGCAUCAGUCAUUUUACACUUGUGAUCAAAGCUUUGACUCAAAAUGAUUGUUCUAUAUUUAGUGAAUCACUGAAGGUUAAAAUCAUCAGGUGGACUCAACGUCUGCUGGAUGUGUGGAUACAGAUGGAAAUAUUUUCUUUGCUAUAUAAGGUGUAAAUAUGUCAGAGGUGUUUUCUGCUUCAAAGAAGACAAA